This is a messenger RNA of Orbilia oligospora ATCC 24927, 1569 nucleotides long. RefSeq lists its product as uncharacterized. The record is from RefSeq and is a predicted model, not a curated record. Gene Ontology annotation, biological process: ceramide biosynthetic process; sphingosine biosynthetic process. Gene Ontology annotation, cellular component: endoplasmic reticulum. Gene Ontology annotation, molecular function: pyridoxal phosphate binding; serine C-palmitoyltransferase activity. NCBI's taxonomy places the organism in Eukaryota, Fungi, Ascomycota, Orbiliomycetes, Orbiliales, Orbiliaceae. The coding region runs from base 1 to 1569 and encodes 522 amino acids. The transcript is spliced from 4 exons.
AUGACGUCCUCUCCACUUUCAUCACCAUCGCAAAUCUUCAACAUGGACUACCAAGAUGCUCUCGCCCUUCUCGUUACCAUUCGCGAUAUGGCAAUCGUUCAAUUCCACCGGAUACCGGGUUCUGCCAUCUUGACCCGGUACAUCAAGAUGUCGUACCAGCAUGAUCCGGCACGAUCCGUGAUUGAGCUUUGCCUGGUUAUUUUUGCGAUACAGUAUCUGUUGGCGCCGAAAUACUCGACCCAAAAGAAGAAUUUUGUUAAGCUUCGGCCUGAUGAAGUUGAUGAAUUAAUCGAGGAUUGGACGCCGGAACCACUAGUCGCCCCUCUUACAGAGUUCGAGCAGGAACAGAUCGACAAGACGCCUGUUAUUGCAGGACCUACCGGCACAAAAGUUAAACUCACCAACGGACGAACCGUCACCAAUCUGGCUUCUACCAACUUCUUCAAUCUUGCAAACCAACCUGCCCUAGCCGAAUCUGCUAUUACUACUCUUCGAACUUAUGGUGUCGGCCCCUGUGGACCCCCUGGAUUUUACGGUACCCAAGAUGUGCAUGUGGACUGCGAACAGGAUAUUGCUGAGUUUAUCGGAUCCGAGGCUUGCAUUAUAUACGCUCAAGCAUUCAGUACCAUCAGUGCCGUGAUUCCAGCUUUUGCGAAGCGAGGGGAUAUCAUUGUUGUCGAUGAAAAGGUUAACUUUGCUACCCAAAAGGCUUUGCAACUUAGCAGAAGUACAAUUAGAUGGUAUAAGCACAACGACAUGGACGAUCUCGAGAAGGUGUUGAAGAAAGUCGAGAGGGAGUUCAGAGGACGGGAGUUGACUCGAAGGUUUAUCGUCACUGAGGCUUUGUUCGAAGAUGGUGGCGAUGUUGCCGAUUUGGGCACAAUUGUGAAACUCAAGUUCCAGUACAAGUACCGCCUUAUCCUCGACGAAACAAACUCCUUCGGUGUUGUUGGUGAAACUGGUCGCGGCCUUACGGAAUACUACAACUUACCUGCCACCGAUGUCGAUAUGAUUGUUGGUACCCUUGCCACUACGUUCGUUGGAGGUGGUGGUUUCUGCUGUGGAUCCAAGGAAAUUGUUCACCACCAACGUAUCUCCGGUCUUGCCUAUGUCUUCUCUGCCGCUUUACCUGCAAUGCUUGCCACCACCGUUUCUGAGAUUAUUAAGAUGCUCCGAGAGAACCCGGAGAAUUUCAUUACCCCACUCCGCGAGAAUAUCAAGACGUUCCAUGCUGCUUUGGCUAAGACCGAUACAUUGACCAUUACCUCUUCGCUCAUCAACCCGACCAUCUCUAUUCAGUUGAAUGGAAAACGAGAAAUGAGCAAUGAUGAACAGGAUCGGUUGGCUCAGGAUGUUGUUGAUGAGUGUCUUGCCAACGGAGUUCUAGUUACCAGAGUGAAGAGGAUAGCUUUGCCAGCAGGCAUGUCCAAGGGUCCAAAAUGGUUCGGCUGGAAUCCAGCCAUGGUGGUUAAGGUUUAUGUAUCAUCUGGAUUUAGUAAGAAGGAUUGUGAGAAAGCGGGAAGUGUAAUCCGAUCAGCCGUUACCAAAGUUGUCGGAAAGAAGAGGUAG